AUGAGCCCACCAGACUCGCUGCCCACGCGCCAGGAGCGCUCUGUCGCGCCCUGGCGAGCAUUAGUCUACUUGCCUUGCCUUGCCAGCCAAGGCCAAGUCACUGGGAGCCAGCCCGCCGCCAUUCAGCCCACUAGACGACAAUGCUCAUGCUUCACCGGCUGGUCAUUGAUGGCUGGCUGUCUCAGCCCAGGUGCGUGCGUACCCGCCAUCUGCGUCAACGUCCGCUAA
Messenger RNA from Bipolaris victoriae FI3, 228 nucleotides. RefSeq lists its product as hypothetical. The coding region runs from base 1 to 228 and encodes 75 amino acids. Lineage: Eukaryota; Fungi; Ascomycota; Dothideomycetes; Pleosporales; Pleosporaceae. The record is from RefSeq and is a predicted model, not a curated record. The transcript has a single exon.